UAUGAGUUUAACAAAAGAAAUAAAAGUAGUACUAUUAGGGGAUUCGGGAGUUGGAAAAAGUAGCCUUCUGUAUAGGUUUGUUGAGAAUGAUUUUUAAGAGAAGGGUUAACCUACUUUAGGAGCAGCAUUUUAAAGCAAGACAAUAUUAAUAGAUGGAAAAGCAUUGAAAUUUUAAAUUUGGGAUACUGCAGGGUAAGAGAAAUAUAAAGCAAUAUUACCCUUAUAUUAUAGAGGUAUGUAUUUAGUAAUAUUUGAGAUGCAAAAGUAGCACUUUUAGUUUAUGAUGUAAAUGAUAAAUAAAGUUUUGAAGGUGUGAAAGAAUGGUUUAAGUAAUUGUAAGAGUAAGGACCUUUAGAUUAAAGUAAUUAUAAUUUAAUUGUGAAGUUAGAGUGAUAAUAGGCAAUAAAUGUGAUUUAGAAUAGAAUGUUUCAGAUGAAAAUGGAAAGGAAUUAGCUAAAUAAUAUAAUGCCAUAUAUUUUAAAACUAGUUGUAAAGACAAUAUUGGAGUUCAAGUAUUUAAUCAAUUUUAUUAGGAAACUUUUGUAUAAGUAGGAGAAAAGGUUUUUAAAGAACAGCUUGUUGAGGAGAGCAGAAAAUCAAAUACUGAAAAUGCGAAUUCUACUUUGAAAAUUGGAUCAUAGAAUCAAAACAAUAAGCAAUAAUAAAAUAAGCGUUUCUGUUGUUGAA
This is a messenger RNA of Paramecium pentaurelia, 687 nucleotides long. The record is from the annotation of a GenBank genome assembly. Lineage: Eukaryota; Ciliophora; Oligohymenophorea; Peniculida; Parameciidae.